Culex pipiens pallens (northern house mosquito) is the source of this 4928-nucleotide messenger RNA. RefSeq lists its product as uncharacterized. Lineage: Eukaryota; Metazoa; Arthropoda; Insecta; Diptera; Culicidae. Bases 460 to 4635 code for a protein of 1391 amino acids. The transcript has 9 exons. The record is from RefSeq and is a predicted model, not a curated record.
GAGGCGUAGCCUACUUUGCCCCAAGAGGUGGGGAACCACUUCCAGUAAAUCAUUUUGGGACAGCAACCUUUGAUCCCCGGGACGUUCUUUUUUUGUGCUGGUGUGCCUUGAAGGAGGGAAAACAUUUGGGGAAGAUCGUCGACGGGUAUUAUAUUUAGUACACUUGCUGGAGGGCAAUUAAUCGGGAAAAAAGUGCGAGCAAGGAUAUUUAUGGUGGGUUGAGUGGAAAAGAAGAAACAAUUUAAGAAGAAGAAGAAGAUUUAAGGGGAAAUUCUGAACUGCAUGUUUGAACAAUUGAGUAACAAAGUGACAAAGCGAUACAAGUUCAUUGAACCGGCACUGUUUGCUUGCAGCUUGUGUGUGUUUUUUGUUGUGAAAAGCUUCACCGAUCUUGAGAAAACGUUAAGUUAGAAAAGUUGAAAAGGUGAAGAAUUUUGAAUUAUUGGGUUGAGCCGAAAAAUGUUUGGUUCCAAACUGCGAUCAUGGAUGGAAAAUCAUAUUGUACGCCCAAGGAAAAAAGGGAAUAAGAACAAAAGUGGCAACAGCAGCAACAGCAACUUUGGCAUUUUGACCGCACAAAAUGGCCACGCCAAGGGAGCGUCAACGGCAGAGGGCGGCACCACAACAACCAUCGGAAGUCCCGCGAGGCGUAGCGAAGUUUCGCCGAUUCAGAAUCAUACAACAAGCCGCCGUGGCUGGCAAUCGCCGAACCAGGACCAGUUGCCGUCGCUUUCGCCACGAUCCGACGACUAUCGCCAGUACCAAUAUCAGCAACAGCAAAACCAACAGCACCACCAACACUACCAACUGCAGCAGCAACAGCUCCAAAGUCCUGCUCCAAUUUACGGCAACGGAACACUUCCGUCGGGAAGUGGCGGCGGCUACAAGCUAAGCAACAACGGGUACAUUCCUAAUCAGAACCACCAGCAGGGUAUGACCUCCUCACCGAGAAGCAUCGCCAGGGACGGCUUCAGGACGCUUGAAGCGGGAGGAAACUACUCGAAGAGUGUUGACAGUGGAAAUUUUUCGACCGCCAUGUACGGGAUUAAGGAGGAAGGAUACCGGAAGUCGUCAGGCGGUGGUGGUUCCGGGGUGAUUUCCUCGGGGAAUGUGAUGGUCAACACGUUGAACUACUCGACGGCGACUAGUUCGAGCAAUGAGUUGUUGGAGGAUUUGCAGCACAUUGAGGCGAAUCGGUUGAAACGAGGCCAGCAUACGAAGAUUAGUUCCAGCUCGUCGAGUUCCAUCAACUCGAACAACAACAACUUGGUGAACAACAACAGUAUUGUUGGUAAUGGGAACAGUAACAAUGGCAGCUUGUACAUGAACAACAACGGAUUCGAGCAGCAGCAGCAGCCGUCACGUGUUGUUUGCAAAAUGGCGCCAAUUGUCAAACAUCAACAGCAGGUGGUGGUUCAGCAGCAGCAUUACGGAAGCGGAAGCUGUGGAGCGUAUUACGAGCAGCACAACAGUAUCAAUAACAAUUUAGUGUACGGCAAACAUCCCCCGGUUCCCCCACCGCCGAUUCCGGCCAAGAGCCACGCCGUGACACAGCUGUCAAAGAACGGUAAUCGCCCCAACAACAACAAUAACAAUAACAACAAUGGCUUCGAAAUCUGCACCGUCACCAGUGGAGGUGGUGGCAAGAGUGGCCCAACCAGCACCGGCUCCACGCUGUCAACCUUCGCCAACAAGUUCCACAAAUUGACUGCGAAUCGCAACAGCAACAACAACAACAACUCUUUCGACGGCAAACAGAACCACGUGAACAACAACAACAACGUGCACCAUCAUCAACCUCAACCCAACGGUCACCAUCACCAGCAUCAUCAUCACCACGCUCAAACAACGGUGGUGGUGGGACAGCCGGGCCAACCGGGAGGAGGUCAUCACAACACGACACUGUCCUCGCCGGAGAGUGCUUACUCGACCGGAUACUCGUCCACCGAUGGGACGUCACCCGGUGGCUGCUCGUACACGCCCGAGUACUACAUCAACAUCCGGACGGGGACCCACUACUUCCCCAAGGGACUGACGGGAUGCAGCGGCCCGGCAGGAAGUGGUGCUGGUGCUGCUGGGGCAGGCGGUGGCAUCGGUGGACUCGAGAACGGCAACAAAUUCAAAUGUGGCCUGAACCGUAUCGAGGAACGGCACGUCGAGUUUGCGGUCGAGGAGCAAUGUCCCUCGCCGAGGAAAAGCUCGAGCAGCGACCUGACCACGACGACAAAAGCCAUCUCCGGGAAGGGCCAGUCUUCCGGUGGCACAACGACAACUAUUCUAAAGAAUGGACCCAGCAGCAACAACAAUCACAAUAAUAAUGGUUGCUUAUCACAACAGCAGCAGCAGCAGCAGACGCAGAUUCAGCAGCAGACGUUGCCAAAUGCAGUCGCGAUGAGUCCCGUCAUGCAGAAGAACCUCGGAAUGCAGCACUAUCGGAGCAUUGAAUCCCCUUCCCCACGCCAACGCUGUCGCAUCCGAACGAACCCGUGGCUUUCAACGCUGGACGGAUCGCUGGCCGGUACGAAUAUCAAGAAAACGGAACUGGACUCCGGCUCGACGACCUCCUCCGGCAUCAAAUCCAGCAGCGGCACCGAUGACAAUAAGAAGGACUCCAAGUCCGCGAACGCCCUGUCCGAUUCGGAUUCGAGCUCCUCGACGGAGAAGGUCAUCAGCAAGAAGAUGCUGACGCCGCGGAGCGUCAAGAAGGCCUGCGGGGACAUUUCCCGGCUGGACAGCAAGGCCACCACGUACUGCUCGAACCCGCUGGACAGCGACGAGGACGCGACGCUGAACGAGAUGAUGGGCAAGUUUGACGAGAGUUACCACUAUGAGAAAGAGACUGAUAUUUUGAGCUGCAGCGACUCCGACCCGACGGACUGCCCGUCGGACAUCGACACCGGUCAGGACGCCGGGGACGAGUGCGACACCGAUGACCUGCUAGAUCUGGACUUUAUCGACACCGGUUCGGUGGUGGAGGUGACGGACAAGGAGCCGUACAGGCAUACCGGUAGCUGCUCGUACCACAACUUCCCGGAGCGCCGGUCUUCUUCGAGGCAUCGAUCCGGGCGGUGCAAACGGAACAGCGAAAGUGGUGGCUCCAAGCGGCGAAAAAAGCUCGUCAGGACGCGGAAGAAGUUGGCGGAGGGUGGAGAAUCGGGAAGUCCUGGAGGGUUGGCAGGGGGUCGAGGUUGUAGGAGUUUGGGAGGAACGCCGGUGUCACACCGAAGGAACCAGUCGGAGGAACGGAGCCGGGAGAGGAAUGCUCCGUUGACGAAUCGGUGCAACUCGUUGACGUUCACCGAGGUGCACUCGCUUCAUAGCAGGAUCCUGGCCAUUUCCGAGAGUGAGAAGGCGCUGUUGAAGGCUGAUUUGGAGGCGGACGUCAAGUACAAGCAGUUGAUCCACGAGGCCGAAUCGAUUCUGUUCUCGAUGAAGACCAAUAGCAUGAAAGAGUUGAAGGAGAUCAAGGAACCACCAACGACGAUCUGCAGUCCGAGGAGGAUUUGUAACCCGCCGGCGAACAAACGGGUUGAAAUGUUGCGCAACUGUGAGGCAGAUCUUAAGCGAGAACUGGCCAAAACCUGCUCGCAGAAGUGUGCGGAAAGCGAACUCAACCCUGUUGAAGGAGUGAUCAUCAACAAGAGGCUCGAAGUUCUGCGCUACGAAACCUCAAUAUCCGCACCAAACAGCCCCAAGAACACCCGAAUGAUCCCGCGCAAGACCCACAUAACCAACUUCAUCAACCAAAACCACUGCACGGAAGUAAUCCACCGUAACACCGAAAACGACCUCAAAAGUGCCAAGCUAUCCCCCCAACCCCAACCGAUCUACGAGCGGAACAUCGCCCUACCAAAAUCCCCAACCCUCAACCGCCGUCGGUUCCGCAGCCAAAGCCCCAAGCUGAACAUCGAGUCCGACUCGGACUCUGACGAGCUCAGUCGCAACCUGGACCGCAACUCCCACUCCAAGAACAAAUCCCACAAGGAGAACCUCUCAACCUCGACCACUUCUUCGAGAAAAAGCAUUACAGGGAAACCGCUCAACAACUUCCGGCACACGAUCCACGUUGGCGGCAGUUCCACACCCGUUGAGGACAAACCGUCAACACCCGCCGUAGUCUACUCCAGCUCGUUCAACGAGGGAGACAUUAAGCAGCAGCAGCGGUUGAUGCACAAGUCUCCGCUGAUGUCGUUCCGGUCAGUCGAUAUGGGCAACACGCUGACGGACGAUAGCUACUGUCCGCAGAGUGAGCCGCUGAAGCGGAAGAUCUACACGUGCAGUGCGACGUUCGAGAAGAUUCAGCGCAGCUUGGACGUGGAUCCGGAACUCUCCAAGAAAGCUCUGCUACACAAGAUAACGCUUCUGCGCCGCGAGCGCCUGGCAAAAUCCAAAGCUGAAAACGCGUGCCACCACCCGGGACUCGAACCAUCGUCAGCUUCAUCAGCGCAAAGCGUAACUCCGUCUAACGGCGACGCGGAACGUAACGGAGCCAAAAACGGCGAGCUUUCGCUGCUCAACGGAGUAGGCGAGUCGGACUUUAAGCAGCAGCUGAUCAUGAGCACGCUCGCAGACAUCAAGCGAAGUCUCGAGGAUCAGAGCGUCGAGCUGAACGAGCUCAACGAUUCCGAUAAUUGAGGAAGUGAUCCCGAUUGCGCGGACAAAGGGAGGGUGGUAAUUAACCGAAAUGUGAUCGUUAAGUUGGAUUGUUUUUUUGUGUUUUCGAAUAGCUCUUUAACUAUUUUUAAAAUCUUUUUCUUUUGUUUCAUUUUUUGCGGUGUUUGAUCAAAUCGAACGCACGAACAAUUGUAGAACAAUUAUUUAAACUUUUUCUAGCAAAAAAUACAAUGAAUUUACUGUCGCGAAAGCAAACGAGAAUAAAAUUUAUUCAAAACUUACUUAACAAACAAAGCAGAGAGUGCGACAAACUC